GGGACCCCCACCACCCCUCUUGGCACCGCAUUUCUCUAGCUGUAUUCCCAAUCACAUAUUCCUCUGCAUUUCGCAUUAGCCACUUCUUUUGCUUAGUAAACCAUAUUUCUUGAAUAUACCAUGGCGUCUCCAAAAAUAUUCCUGCUUUACUUCGUUGUCAUCUUUUUCACAAUCAGCAAGAUUGCAAUUAUAAUCGAAGCAGAAGAGGACGAACACGGGUUAGAUGUGGUAAAUGAGGAUUUUGAGUUGCCAAUGUCCAUGUCUUUAUAUGAAGGCGAAAACCGGAGAUCCCUGUUCUGGCACAAGACUUUCAAGUACUACAUUUCGUAUGGGGCGUUGUCUGCUAACAGAAUACCUUGCCCGCCGCGCUCUGGUAGGUCAUACUACACUCACCACUGCUUUAGUGCUCAUGGUCCAGCUCACCCUUACACUAGAGGUUGCUCUGCUAUCACUCGUUGUCGUAGAUGAACAUUUCCUUACCAUCUUGUGAUCCCUGUCCAUUUCUAAAAUUGAGUGGAUUAAUUUCUUGAUGGUUUCUUUUUUAGUUUAUUUAAAUGUAUGUGUUGGUUUUUAGUUAGUGUGUGCGCUCUGCUGCUUGUCGAGUUAUCUUUAUUUUAGGCAUUGUUUUCAGUGUACGCUGCAUUGUGACAUAAUGUGUUUAUUUGUGUGUUUAGCUAGCCAGAUCAAUCGAGGGUAAUAACUUUUUUUAGCAAGCUAUGAAGCUGUCGCAGCAAAUUAAAGUUGUCUUCUGCAUGAAUACAAAGCAUUUUUGGUGGGUUGGUACUGA
This is a messenger RNA of Nicotiana tabacum (common tobacco), 787 nucleotides long. NCBI's taxonomy places the organism in Eukaryota, Viridiplantae, Streptophyta, Magnoliopsida, Solanales, Solanaceae. The record is from RefSeq and is a predicted model, not a curated record.